This is a messenger RNA of Saccostrea echinata, 3268 nucleotides long. RefSeq names its product carboxylesterase 1C-like. The record is from RefSeq and is a predicted model, not a curated record. The transcript has 3 exons. NCBI's taxonomy places the organism in Eukaryota, Metazoa, Mollusca, Bivalvia, Ostreida, Ostreidae. Bases 100 to 1830 code for a protein of 576 amino acids.
UGAUUUUGAUAUCUAGUACGCAGCUUAUGAAAAGUGUCCAUCUGAAAUUUCAUUAAGAGUUGAUUUUUGUCGUCGACAGCAGGUUUCCUUAGAAUCAAAAUGGAUCUUCGUAAGAUUAUGAUGGUGGUGUUGUUAUCAACAAUUUCCAAAGCCUUUGAAACAGAUGUUAUAAACGCUGUGGAAGUCAAAACCCCAUCAGGCUGGGUCAGGGGUUAUGAAGAAAACUUUGACGAUGGACAGGUGUACAGGUUUAUUAAAAUUCCUUUCGCGCAGCCUCCCUUGGGAAAACUCCGCUUUCAGAAACCUCAGCCUAUUGGAGAAUGGGAGGGUGUCCAAGGCGUAUCAGAGAAGACUGGUAUGUCGUGCUCACAAUGGAAUUUCCCCGUGCCUGGUUUCGAUGAUAUGCAACUAGAUGAGGAUUGUUUGCAUCUGAAUAUUUACGUUCCUGGAAAGGUAUCAAAAGAUCGAAAUCUCUCUGUAAUGGUAUGGAUUCAUGGAGGAGGAUUCUUUUUUGGUGGAGCUAAUCAGUAUAAACCUCAUAAGUUAGUUUUAGGAGGUGACGUCAUAGUGGUAACAAUAAAUUACAGACUUGGAUUCCUAGGUUUCCUCACACUUAACAACCCACUAAUGGCGGGAAAUUAUGGCCUUUGGGACCAAAUUGAGGCCCUCCGUUGGGUUCAAAACAACAUCGCAGCAUUUGGCGGCAAUCCUAAGUCCGUCACUAUAUUUGGAGAAUCAGCGGGUGGAAUGGCUGUUAGUCUUCUGACUUUAAUUCCUUCAAACAAGGGACUGUUCCAGCGAGCUAUUUCACAGAGUGGAGUUGUAAACUUCUUUUCCAUUUCCAAAAAAGAACAGGAGGAACGAAACGCAGAUUUACUUUUAGAGAGAGUUAACUGCAAAGAUAAAGAUGAGGUCUCUGAGAUCCUGAAAUGUCUUCAAGAUCUUCCGGCUGAAAACAUAACAAAUGCAUUGACAUUUAUGGACCUGCAGACUCCAUUGAAUACGUCCUUUAUAACUGGAGGAUUAACUCCUUGUAUUGACGGUGAGCUUAUAAAGGAACAUCUUGCAUAUCCACGAUCUUCAGAUGAUUCCAUUUACAGUUUCUUCCGCACUGUUGACUUCAUGUCAGGGACACUAGAUGGGGAAGGAAAUAUGGUAUAUUUGGGCAUAUCACCCCAAAUUCAAGAACAUUUCGAUUUCAACGUCACAGAAAAAAUUCCACUAGGUGUUCUUUGUGAAAUACAUGCUCCUACGUAUGUGGAAACAGUUGUUGGUAAUGUCCCAGAAUUGGCGAAGGAAAUAUGCGACUUUUAUACUACUGCGGAGAGCGUUGAUGCACAGAGUAAUAAAGUCUGCGAAUUUACCGGUGACUAUUCCUUCAUAGUACCAAGUAAUAUUAUGCUAUCUAUUCAUUCCAAAAAUAAUAAAGGGGCUAGAUCGUUCCAAUAUCUGAUAACAAAAACAAGUCCUAUGCCUUUCGGAGGAGAUCCACCAGCUUGGUUUAAGGGUGCUGGACACGGUGAUGAAUUGCAUCUAAUGUUUAAUUUUGAAAUAACGGCUCUUUCAGAAGAAAAAUUUAAAAACGUUAACCUUGACGACAUCAAGAAGUUGUCAGACUAUGUUGUCAAGUAUUGGACCAAUUUUGCCAAAUUUGGAAAUCCAAACGGUGAAAAUGUUCCAGAGUGGCCAUUGUAUGACGUCAGCACCAAACAAUACGUUAUCAUUGACUUGCCUAUCACGACAGGCGAGAAUUUGAAAUCCGAGGCGACAGCACUGUUGAGUAAGAUAACAGAGAUUGGUCGUCAACGACUGAUCCACGAUGAAUUAUAGCUAGCAGACCUUGCAGAUCCUUUGAGACAAUUCUUAGUGAAAUUGGUGAAAUUGUAAUUCAUCAGUAGCCCUUUUCACAAAAAAUCUUACGACAUAUUUUUAUCUUAAGUGAAAACUUAUGAUAAAAAUCAUUUUCACAAAAAUUCUUAAGAAAGUCGUAAGUGCAAAAUCUGUCGUAACUUUACGAGAGCCCCAACCCUCUCUUAAGUAUUUUAAAACCGAUUUUAUUGUAAAAAUAUAAUCGCAAAAACCAAAAUACACGUUAAAUUGAAUGUUGUAAAGCAACUUACAAUAAUAUUUUAUAUUUUUUUCACAAUCAUUGUCGAAAAAUUAAAUGAAAUACACUACAAAAUAUUUACGAUGUAAGUUUCACUUAAGAUUUUCGUAUGACCUACUUUUACGUCAGACUUGUGAUUGUGACGUCAGAUUUUAAACUUCCUUGCUUCACAAAUGAUUGCAUUCGAUAUUUGUUGUCAAUAAUGUUUGUUAUGCUGACAAUUGUUGAAAACUAAGUUUUAUUUUAUUUUCACCCACUUAUUUAAGGAUUGUAAAGCAUAUUGAAGUCGUUGCUAGGAAUGAAGUCUGUCGUAAGUAAAAAUCUUAACUUCAAUCUGCUACGAAUGCGUUCGUGAAACGCACUUAAGAUUUGUCGUAAGAGAUUCUUAAGUUAAAAUCUUAUGCAAAAACUUAAGAUUUUUUGUGAAAAGGGCUACUGACUUUUAGAUGUGAUUCUUUUUAUUGAUUUCUUUAAUUCAUUGAAUUGUUUAAUGAAAGAAACAGAAAGGAUCCAAUUUUACAACAACAACCAAAAAAAAAAAAAAAAAAAUAGCUAAGGACUUCAAGGUACCAGCUAUUUUUUUUUUUUUUUUGGUUGCGUGGCCCUUUAGGACUGUACGUUCAUGCCAUUUCGAUAAAAAAAAAGAGCAGAAGACUGAACAUAAGUGAGAUAUUUUUAUUCAUAUCAUAUCGUUUAACUUUCUUUGAAUUUCUCUCUGCUGCUUCAUUUAAAAUUUAUAUACUUUAUUUCAUUCCAAGGGACAAUCUAACUUGCGCAUCUAUGUGACCAAACAAUUAAGUUGAUGGAAUAUUCGAACAUAGAUCUUCUUGAAGCUAUUCUAUGAUUUUACAGUUCUUUUUUCUAAUAGUUCACAGUUUUUUAGUGAAACAGCCUCAUUCGUGCUUUUUGUUUAUUUGAUAUUUGAUUUGUGUGGAUGCCUAUGUGUCUAGAUUUAUUUUAUUCAUUUAUUUUUUAUUUUUUUUUAUUUAUUUUUUUUUUUUUUUUGCCUUUUCUACCACUGCAGAGCAUUGCUGUUUUAGGAUUGUAAGAAUUUUCAAAAUCUUUCUAAAUAAGCCAAAUAUUGGCAGAAAUCCUGUCAAAAUUCAACGUUUAGAUAGAUUGACAAUAUUUGAUAUUUUGGACAUUAAACAAUGGAUUAAC